AGUUUGUUUUGUGAAGGUGUUUGUUAAUUCAACAAAUAAUAUUGAGAUGUGAGAGUUUACAAGUGUGCGUGUUCCCUAAAAGUCAAAUUUAAAAAAUAACCACAGAUGGAUCACAACUGUAACACUUGAACUUGGAGCAGAUUGUUUUACUUGAUGUAUGGCACCGGCGGAAGUAAAAAACUCUUCUCAAUCGUCUCCAUCAUGCAUGAAAAAAAUCAGCAAUGGAAUUGUCUUUGGACUUGAAUCUGUAUUUUACAGGGUCGGCCUGUUUGUUGGAACCAAUCCUGUGAUCACCAUCAUCUUCUGCCUAACGACCUGUGGGUUGUGCGGGAUUGGACUGAAAACCUUGAAGGAGACUCAGGAACAAGAGAAGCUAUGGGUGCCCCAGAGUUCCCGCAUCAUCCCAGAGAAGGCUUGGGUUGACAGGCAGUUUCCCACAAAGACGAGAUUUGUGUCGGUUAUUGCUACAGGCGACGAUGUUCUCACUGUUCCGUUUAUUAAUGCUUUACUGGACUUCUACACAGAAUCAGUGAGCACCAGUGUAAAUGGAAAGACAUUUGAUGAUCUCUGUUUGAGGGUUGGAUCGUACUGUAGAAUGGACAGUAUACUUGAAAUCUGGUCCUUCAAUAAAACCACAAUCAAAUCUCUGAACAGAGGCAACAUUAUAACAGCUGUCAAUAACAUAACUAAAAGUCCUAUUUUUGGCACAAAUUAUGAUGUUCUCAAUAUUUUGGGUGGAACUAUUCGACGUGAUCAGUUCGUUAACGAGAUAGCUGGGGCAGAGGCUACGCAGAUGACAUGGAUUCUGGAGAAAAAUGACCUGUUACUAGAUGCAGACAAAUUAUUUGAGAAGAGAAUCAUUGAACUGGCUCUGAAAGGCCACAAAGACAUUGCCAAGACAUAUGUGUAUGCAUCUCGCAGUUUUGACGAUGAGGGUUAUGGCGCUAUAAACAGUGAUAUCAAGCUUCUGUCAGCUGGUUUCAGUAUCGUCUUCGUGUUUGUCAUGAUCUCCCUUGGCAAGUUCAACAUGGUGCAGCAAAGGGUCUAUGUUUCUCUGGCAGGCCUCCUAAGUGUUGGUCUGGCCAUUCUUUUUGCUUACGGCAUAGCAACUGUUUUUGACGUCAUCUAUGGUCCAAUUCAGUCUAUUAUGCCAUUCCUUCUGCUGGGCAUUGGAGUUGAUGACAUGUUCGUUGUUGUGGAGGCAUGGAAGAAUCUUGAUUCCAGUGAGUUGCGGCGCCCUCUGCCGGAGAGGGUUGGUUUGGCUAUGAAGCAUGCCGGUGUGUCGGUCACAGUCACCUCCAUCACAGACAUCGUCGCAUUCGGUAUCGGUGCAUCCACUGUGAUUCCCGCCCUGAGUGCCUUCUGCAUCUAUGCGUCUCUGGGAAUACUGGCUCUAUAUGUUCUUCAGUCAACGUUUUUCGUCGCCUGUCUGACCUUGGAUGAAAAGAGGAGAGAGUCGUCAAGGGAUGCUUGUAUUUGCUGUUACCGCCACAAGGACUAUGAGCCUAACAAGUGUAGCAAGACGGCUUUCCUGCCAGAGUUCAUGGAGAAAUACUACGGACCCUUUCUUAUGAAACUCCCCGUUAAGAUCAUUGUGAUGUUGAUGACCAUGACAGCUUUGGGUGUGUUUCUCUGGAGGUUUAUUUUACUUAAACAAGACUUUGAUCUGACAAACUACAUUCCUAGUGACUCGUAUGCUUACCACUUUGCCAAGGCUAAGGAAAACUACUUUCCUACCGAGGGCGAUGAAGUCAGUAUUUACUGUGGAAACUUGAGUUACUAUGACUAUUCUAUGUCUAUGGACUAUGUAUACCAGCAUGCAGCAGGCAGUGUUUAUGUUCAGAACGGAUCCAUUAUCAGCUGGUUCAAGGCUUUUAAAGACUGGAGACAUUCUCAAGCGAUACCAGACCCAUUUUCGGAGAGUGACUUCUAUGAUAAACUGUACACAUUCCUGACAAGUCAGUAUGGAAUACACUAUUCCCGUUACAUCAAACUGAAUUCCACUACACCUCCAGUUCAUAUUGAGGCCUCGUAUAUCACACUGAAACACCAACUACAACCCGACUCUGCGGGUGAAAUAUUGUCGAUGGACAAUCUACGUGGUAUCGUGGAUAACGCUGCGUUCCCGGUUAGCACGUUUUCCGGUCUACCAGUGACCGAGUGUUUUGCCUACAGCAGAAACUACCUGACAUAUGAAACUAACAAGGUGUUGAAGUUUGAGCUGUACAGAAACCUGGUGCUGGCUGGGAGUUGUGUUCUUCUCGUCACCCUGCUGUUGAUUGCCAAUCUUUGGACAUCUCUGUUAGUCUUUUCCUGUGUCAUCUUUACAUUGAUUGCUGUGGGUGGUGUGUUAGAACUGUGGGGGGUGACUAUUGACACUGCUAGCAGUAUUCUACUGAUUCUGUCUGUGGGUCUCGCCGUCGACUACUCCGCUCACGUCGGCCACACCUUCAUGACUUUGCAGGGAUCUCGAGAAGAGCGUUCAAUACUGACUCUGAAGAUCAUUGGGCCGGCGGUGUUUAAUGGUGGUUUCAGCACAUUCCUUGCGUUCGUCCUGCUUGCAAGUAGUACCAGCUAUGGAUUUACACUUUUCUUCAGGGUUUUCUUCACGGUUGUCCUGUUUGGCCUGUUCCAUGGUCUGGUUUACUUACCCGUGGUUCUCAGCUGGGUUGGUCCCCAGCCCUACACUACCGAGCCACCACACACAUCCACCUCUAGAGAACUGCAGUCCAGACACAGCAGUGCAGAGGACGCCAGCGUACAGAAUGGCUGUGCCCAGGUAAUGACUGACUGUCAGGUACACACGGUCUUAUACAGUGCAGACCACAAUUAUUUACAUUAUGUAUUAUUAUUAUAGUGUUAGUGGCUAUAGUACUUUUAUCAAUAUCAGCGUAGGCUACAUAAAUAGGGUCUGUGGCCAGAUGUAGGAGUG
This is a messenger RNA of Gigantopelta aegis, 2932 nucleotides long. RefSeq names its product protein patched homolog 1-like. Lineage: Eukaryota; Metazoa; Mollusca; Gastropoda; Neomphalida; Peltospiridae. Gene Ontology annotation, cellular component: membrane. The coding region runs from base 158 to 2857 and encodes 899 amino acids. The record is from RefSeq and is a predicted model, not a curated record. The transcript is spliced from 19 exons.